Molecule: messenger RNA, 2104 nt
Organism: Cercospora beticola
Lineage: Eukaryota; Fungi; Ascomycota; Dothideomycetes; Mycosphaerellales; Mycosphaerellaceae
Gene: HYM1
Product: Hym1p
Biological process (GO): intracellular signal transduction
Molecular function (GO): protein serine/threonine kinase activator activity
Source: RefSeq, a predicted model, not a curated record
GCGCCAUGUUCGUGUUGUUGUUGUCGCCGUCUGUGCCCGUUGCCGCCCACGAUUGGGCAAAGGCGGGGCGCGACGCGAUUCAUUGAUCACGCCUCAUGGCCUCGCCUCACACCCACCACCGCAAACUGCAGGAGGAAUCGACACGUCGGACCUUGCAGUAGCGCGGCCGACAUGCUGCACUGCGCUGGAAUGACAGCACUCUAGUCCGACAGUGACAGCUCAGGCAAUCCCUCGAACAACACCACCGCCUCCUCGUCCUCCUCAGCACACCGCUCCGCGGGCAGGAGAGGGACAGCAUGGCCUUCCUCUUUGGCCGCAAUCGCCAGCGGUCGGCGCUGGACAUGGUCAAGACCGUCAAGGACCUGCUCCAGAAGCUGCCCAAGGAAGAUGGACAACAACAGCAGCAACAGACAACAAAACUGGAGGAGGACAUCGCCCGAAACCUUGCCCAAAUGAAAGUCACUCUCCAAGGCACCCCCGAACUCGAAACCUCACCCGACCAAAUUUACCAACUCGUCAUGGCCACCCUCUCCGAACAACUCCUCCCCAUCCUCGUCUCCUCGAUCCCACGCCUCCCCUUCGAAGCUCGCAAAGACACCCAAACCAUCAUCUCCAACAUCUUCCGCUUCCGCCAACCCGGCAAUAUACCCUCACCAAACAACAACUCUGAACCUGACGCCCUCCGCGAAGUAAUCCGCAAACAACCCGAGAUAAUAAUCGCCCUCUGCAACGGCUACUCCCGCCGCGAAAGCGCCAGCGCCUGCGGCGGAAUCCUCAAAGAAGCAUUAAAACACGACGCCGUAGCAGCCGUGAUCCUCUACGACGAACCCCGCUCCGACGGCACAGUCCUCGACAUCUACUCCGACGUCGACGUCUCGCACCCGGCAAGCGGAAAAGGCACAUUUUGGAAAUUCUUCACAUGGAUCGAUCAAUCCAGCUUCGAAGUCUCCGCCGACGCAUUCGAUUGUUUUCGAUUGAUUUUGACAAAACACAAGAGUCUCGUGGCACAGUACAUUAAUACGAAUUUCGACAUGUUCUUUUCGCGGUAUAACGAAACGUUGAUCAAGAGCGAGAGUUAUGUGACAAAGAGACAGAGUAUCAAAUUGUUGGGCGAGGUGUUGUUAGAUCGGAGUUUCUACGAAUGCAUGUGUCGAUAUGUGGAGAGCGGGGAGAACUUGAAGCUCAUAAUGUGGCAGCUCAAGGAUGACAGGAGGAUGGUGCAGUAUGAAGCCUUUCACGUUUUCAAGAUCUUCGCAGCAAACCCUCACAAAUCACCAGAGGUCCAAAAAUUCCUCAUCAUGAAUAAAUCGAAACUUCUGAAAUUCUUACCGAAAUUCUUGGAAGAUCGCACAGAUGACGAUCAGUUCAAUGAUGAAAAGGCGUGGUUGAUCAAGAGUAUCAGUAAUUUGCCAGACACGACUGCAGGGAUACGGAGUCCAAAUACUGGAAGCGGGAACGGAACGCCGACGAGCACGACGAGUCCUUCGCACGGCGGAGGGGCACAAGGUGUGAGAUCGUGAGGGAAUUCGAAAGUCCCCAUUCUUGAGAGCGAUAGUGGAUAGAGCAGAGUGAGGUGGGACGACGGCGUUGACUGGUUUGAUUCUGGAUGUUGCUUUUGAGGAACAGCCAAAAGAGCGCACAAUUGCUUUGGCCGAAGACCUGGAAUGUUAAGCAGCGAGGCUCGUUGCAUGAGAUAUGUUUGAAUGGCAUGAAUUGAUGUGGCGUUUGUUUGAUGUGGCAGUCUAAAUGGUCUCUCUUCCGCGACGGGGAGGGAAAGGCUGAGAUGUAGCAUUCGUGCAGCGCGCGGAUCUCUUUGAGACCAUGCAAAGGAAGGGUAAAUGCAUUUGGAGCUCUUGCAAGACGAAAGAGGAAAAUGAGAACGUAUGCAAUGACCUACAUCUUGUGUUCAGAAAUUCAUCCGUGUCUCUGGGAAAUUUGGCCAGUACAGGCAGGUGAGCGCAGCAUCGCUGGCCGCGAAGAUGGGAAUUGAUGGCCGUGGUAUCAGCCUGAUUAGGUCGAAAGUGCAGAACAGUACGCAGGCAGCCGCUUAGAACGUCGAGGACCGCGGUAUCAUUGUUGCUGCAUCUCACCUCUUUGAGCCAAC